UUUUAUCUCGUCACUGGGUCCGAACGACGUCAGAUUUGUUUCAAGCUUUAACUUUUACUUUCAGCUGCAAGAACACGUUUCCAGAAAUAACAGAGAAGAAACAGGCAAGCUCGCGGACUUUCAACGUGGAAACCGAAGACCGGCAUUCCCAGCCAACGCUGCUCCCCGCUCGCCACUCUCACCGUUCGUGCUGAGUAUUGCUUGCUAGGGUUGCCCUCGCGGUUCUUGGCGUUAUCCCGUUACCCUCUCUCGUUCGCUCUCAGAAGAGAAAGGGGCGCCAGAAAACCUGUUUGCAGCUUUCGGAGCGGUGAGAAACAAGUGCGCUGCUUUUUCACGUUCCGUUGUUUAUCUCGCGUUACCCGCGUUUCGCCGCGUGCUGAAGUGAAUUCCUUAAAAUAUUUCUAAUCUAUAUCAGUGAAGCCGAUAACAAUGGAGGACAUAGAUACGCGACGCUAUCGCAGGAAUCGCCCGCACGAUGGAGCGCAGUCCAGUACAGAUUGCUGACCCGCGUCAAGUUGGCAGACCGACUGGGAGAGCCGUCAGGAAUCAGCUGCCGCCCCAAAUGCAGAACGUGGGUUUCGACCUCAACUUCGCGCGGCGCUUCUGGGCGCUGUGCAGAAUCGUGCUAAGGAAACGAAACGCCGUCUUGCUGCUCCUCGGACUUCUGGUGUUGGCAAUAUGCUACGAGUUCGUCGCCUACCAAGUGGGCCUCAUCUCAAGCAAGUACUACGUGGUGCUCGGAGAGAAAGACCUGCACGGUUUCUGGAUGCAGACGUUGAUGGCAGUGGGGCUCAUCUUUGCCAUAUCAAAGAUGAGGGCGUUGAGAACCUUCGUGGCCAACACUGCCGGCGUCCAAUGGAGGCGGAUUCUCACGGAAGAUCUGCAAGGGUUGUACUUUUCAGCUAAGAACCAUUACACCCUCAACGUUCUGGAGACGACCCUGGACAAUCCGGACCAGAGAAUGAGUCAGGACGUCGAUCGUUUCUGUCGCAAGCUCGCCGAAGCCUUACCCCCGACGUUCGUGGCGCCGUUCACCACCUGCUACUAUAUCUACAAAGCGUACCAAGUGUCCGGGUGGAUGGGACCGGUGUCGACAUUUCUAUUCUUCGUGGUUUUCACCGUUCUGAACAAGUUCCUCAUGUCCCCCGUGGUGCCCCGUGUGUACGAGCAAGAGAAGCAAGAGGGCCACUUCAGGUUCGAGCAUUCCAGGAUUCGGGCCCAUUCUGAAUCCAUCGCCUUCCUGGACGGCGAACCGGUCGAGCUUGACAACACCAACGGGAUUCUACAGAAAGUGGUCAAGGCUCAGCAGUCCGUGGUGAACCGGCAGCUUCCAGUCACGUUCGGUGUUCACAUGUUUGACUACCUCGGGAGCAUUCUGAGUCUUCUAGUGAUCGCUGUGCCCAUCUUCAACGGAACGUACGACGGCGAACCCGCGGCGAAACUUGCCGGAAUCAUCAGCGCGAACGCUUUCGUGACCAUCUAUUUAAUCAGUUGCUACAGCAGUCUGGUAGACUUGUCCGGGAGUGUCACCGUCAUCGCUGGUAACACGCACAGGAUAGCGGCGCUCCGAGAACGGUUACAAACCCUCAUCGAGAAUAACGCGAAGGUACCCGAAAUAAAGGCAAGGGACGGCAGCGCGGGAGACGACGACGAUGUCAGUGACGAAAAACCAUCUAUUGAACUCAUGGACGUCACCUACAAGUCACCCCGUGACGGCAGCGUGCUCGUGGACAAGUUGACCAUUAUGCUGGACUGCAAGCGCAACGUUCUCGUAACUGGAGCGAGCGGUACGGGUAAGACUACUUUAUUAAGGGUCAUCAAGAGGCUCCGGGACAUCGAGGGCGGACACAUCCGGUGCAAGAACAGCGCUCUGAUCGCGUUCAUGCCUCAGAUCCCCUGGCUGACUAGCGGAAGCUUACGGAAACAGAUACGGUAUCCGUCCAAAGACGCCUGCGACCAUCUGACCGACGAAGACGCUGAGAUGCAACAUCUGCUCCAAGUAACCGGCCUGAAGCACCUUUUGGAGAGCGCGUACAGCCUUGAUGAAGAACUGGAUGCGGCCUGGUACUCGGCGCUCUCUCCCGGUGAGAAACAGAGGUUAUCCUGGGCAAGGCUGCUAUACCAUCGUCCUCGACUCGCCUUCUUGGACGAGGCCACGUCUGCCCUGGAUUCCGAGGCUACGGCCAGGCUGCACAAGGAGUGCGCCGAGAGGGGUAUUGUGACAGUAGCUGUUGGUUACGAACGAGCAGUCGAAGGGUGGGAGCCCGGACUCGUGCUAGAACUUAAGGGAGAGAACGGCUACUGGAAUGUGGUCCAGAAAGAAGGUGCAGCAUGAUUGGAAAUAAUGCUGCUCUAAGUUGUGCGACAAAGUGAAAAAGAAGCGAAUAGAUUUUCUGUGAUUAACUAUAGCAACAGAUAUUUUGCGACUAAAUUUAGUUUAUUUACGGUGCUUUGUUUUUGUUGUUUUUUUACUACAA
Molecule: messenger RNA, 2477 nt
Organism: Ixodes scapularis (black-legged tick)
Lineage: Eukaryota; Metazoa; Arthropoda; Arachnida; Ixodida; Ixodidae
Product: lysosomal cobalamin transporter ABCD4-like
Exons: 1
Coding region: 476-2335 (619 amino acids)
Biological process (GO): very long-chain fatty acid catabolic process; long-chain fatty acid import into peroxisome; fatty acid beta-oxidation
Cellular component (GO): peroxisomal membrane
Molecular function (GO): ATP binding; ABC-type transporter activity; ATP hydrolysis activity
Source: RefSeq, a predicted model, not a curated record